GCAUAUAAGUGUAUCGCUGCUUCUGUUUUUACGUCAGAUAAUGGGAAAAUCUAAAAGAAAACACCGACAGCGAGAAGAUAAAUUAUCUCGUAAACACCUUUUAGAACGUUUAGAAAAACUUGAAUCUUACUAUCGCCGAGGAACUUUCUCGCAGGCAAGGACAAACGAAAUUCCAUCACCUUCACUUAGAACAAGGGCGAGCCGCUCUCCUAUUUCCUCCUCGGCGACUAGGGCGUGUCGAGUUGGAUACAGCAGUCGCUCUCGACGCCGUAAAUCAAGCAGCUCUGUUUCCGCUACUUCAGAUGAAGAAGAUGGGUCCGCUUCUAAACGUUUUAGAUCUCGUUCACCGAAUUACAGUGCAGCCCGUACCCAGAGCGUUACGGCGGACACUAUUCGUGACUGGGGCGGUAGGCGCAGCAGAUCAAGUUCAGUAGCUUCCGAUCGUCACAGUGUAGCCCGUAUUCCAAGCAAUACGGCAGACACAAACACGGAUGCCCAUAACUUAAACGUUGUGGCUCCUUCACCAACGGGCCCGGUCUCUGAGGACGUUUUAGAGAUUGAAAACGAUGUUCAGCUCCCUAUGGAGGUUCUGGAGAUUUUAGGAAACGAUCCUAGUCAAAAAGAGACCUCAUCGCCUAACUUACACGCAGCCUUGGCAUCUCGUUGGACUUCUUUAGCGGCUUUUGGUUUGUCAAAAGAUGAGCAGAACGCUUUUGCGGACACCUAUACUACUCCAGCUAAUUGUUCUGCGUUAACCGCGCCAGCCUUGAAUCCGGAAACAAGGGCAAUCCUACCUUCUUCCAUUCAAGCCAAGGAUGCCGCUUACGUAAAAUUUCAGAGUAGCCUCAGCAACGGGAUUGUAGCUUUAGGGAGGGGGCUUGACAUAGUUCUUCGGGAAAACGAAAAUUUUCCCACAAACUGCAGGGAGAAUUUGCUCAAAAACCUCUCAGAUGCGGGCAAAAUAUUAGUAUCCUUUUUUCAUGAUCUGUCGAUUUCAAGGCGAAAGUUCAUAUUUCCAUAUAUGAACAAAAACACUAAAGACAUUCUUGAGCAAUGCCCCCCUACAAACCUACUAUUUGGCUCAGAUUUAGCGGAAAAGGUUAAAGCGGCGAAGCACAUAGAAUCCUCCGGUAAAGAUCUAAAAGCUUCUACGCCUCGCUCAAAUCCUAGAACUAGACCCCUUCUAUCAACGAAAAGGAGGGGGGGGGGCAGACAGUCACAGGUACAGGAACGGAGACGUAGUCCUUUAAACAGGUACCGCCCAACCCGUCAGAUGAGGGAGACAGGGCCAAAGGGCAAUACCUCGCGUUUCCACGCCAGGAGAUCGGGAAAUCUCAACAGGAAAACUUAAACGAGGCAAGUACUAAAUUAGCAGGCAGGCUAUCCCUUUUUUAUGAGAAGUGGCAAGCUUUGACAUCGAAUAAGGUGAUUCUUAAGUGGGUUAAGGGUUAUCCUUUACCGUUGAUCAGUACACCUGUACAAUUUGUACCGCCAAAAGUUUUUCCUUUAUCUUCAGGAGAACAAUCUUUAAUGGACGGGGAAAUAAAUAACUUAUUAAAAUUGGGCGCUAUAGUAAAGUGUAAACCACUUAUGGACCAAUUUCUUUCUCGCACU
This is a messenger RNA of Photinus pyralis (common eastern firefly), 1614 nucleotides long. RefSeq lists its product as uncharacterized. The transcript is spliced from 2 exons. Lineage: Eukaryota; Metazoa; Arthropoda; Insecta; Coleoptera; Lampyridae. The record is from RefSeq and is a predicted model, not a curated record. Bases 41 to 1351 code for a protein of 436 amino acids.